Blumeria graminis f. sp. triticale is the source of this 1005-nucleotide messenger RNA. Lineage: Eukaryota; Fungi; Ascomycota; Leotiomycetes; Helotiales; Erysiphaceae. The record is from the annotation of a GenBank genome assembly.
AUGGGAGAUGAUGGGAGAAGGAAUCGUAAUAAUCGGUCUCAUUCGCCCUGUCGGACACAUACCUAUCACCGGCAGGACCGGUCACCUCGAACUUUAAGCUCCAAGCCCAAGCAAAUCGUAGGGUCGUCCACGACAGAUGUACUUACUCGUCCAUUUAAUGCGCGCGAGUUAAGCAGGCGAGAUUAUCGAGACUUCAAGCCGAUUUUUGCGCUAUACCUGGAUAUUCAAAAGGGUAUAGCUCUGGAAACUCUGGACCAGAUAGAGGUUAAAGGGCGAUGGAAAAGUUUCUUGGGAAAAUGGAAUCGCGGUGAAUUAUCUGAGGGCUGGUAUGAUCCCGCAACGCAGCAAAGGGCGUGUGAGGCUUCUUCGACUCUAGCCACCCAAGAGCCUUCAGAACAGAACGAUGUAUCGCGAAAUAAUGACGGACAUGUCAGCUGUGUAAAGGCGAAAUCAGCGCGCAAACACAAUGAUGAUUCCGAUAGUGACUCCUCUAUAGGUCCAAGGCUUCCAGAUCAUGAAUCACGGAAGUGUGGACGGCGGUCUGGACCCAGCAUCCCACGACAAUCUGACCUGGAAUAUCAGAGAGAAAUGAAUCUUACAGACGCAUCUGCGCGUCGUGAUGAGCAUAGAUUAAACCGUAAGCUCACCCAGCGUGAGAGAAAGGCCGACCUGGACGAGCUCGUUCCUCGCGCCCCACCUGGCACACGAGAGCGGCAGUUGGAGAAGAAAAAAGAUCUAAACGAAAAGCUUAAAUCGUUCCGUGAAAGGUCACCUGGUGCGGUCGAGGUUCCAGAAGCUGAGUUAAUGGGGUGUGUAGACGGGGUCGAGUCCUUCAAGAAAGAAAAGCAGGAAUUCGAGAGAAAGAAGAAUGAGCGAGAGCUCAGAAAAGAAGAAAAUUUACGGGCUCGAAUGGCUGAGCGAGAGGAACGCUUGCAGCAAUACAGGGCGAAGGAAGAGAGCACGAUGGCAAUGUUAAAGGCACUGGCAAAACAAAGAUUCGGAUAA